AUGGCGAGGCAAGCCCCCCUUUCUCCCCAUCCUAACCACCCAGAAGAGAAUACAGCAGAACUUGACGAAAGGUAUUUGGAGACGGUCUUUUACCACAAUCGAGAGUAUCAGCAGUAUGCGAUAUCCAACCUGAGCUAUCUUGCUCCUACAGAUGAGGACGAAAUCGAACGACUUCACAUCAUGCACGAUGUGCUCAGCAGGACAUUCGACGGUCGACUUAUUUUCCCGCCAUUGCCUCGACCGAGAAGGAUACUUGAUUGCGGCUAUGGAACAGCAUCAUGGGCAUCUGAAGUGGCAGAGCAACACCCCCGAUGCGAGGUCAUAGGAGUUGAUAUAAAUCCAUCGAUGCAACCGGAAGAAAUGCCGGAGAACCUCUACCUGCAAGUAGAUGAUUUAAACCGGAGGUUCACAUUCCCAUCCCACAACUUCGAUCUCGUUCAUUCUCAGAUGAUGGCCCCGGGGAUACAUUCCACCCGGUGGAGGCAUUAUCUUCAAGAUAUUUUCCGUGUUACGAGAGGUGGAGGGUGGUGCCAGAUGGUUGAACUAUACUUUAAUGUCCAGUCAGACAACGGAAGCCUGACCGACGCUCAUGCCUUACAGCAGUGGAGCUCCAGAUACCUCGAGAGCAUGGAAGGCUUGAAAGACCUGCGGGUCCCGCUCCGACUGGCAAACUUGAUGAGAGAUGCGGGAUUUGUCGACGUCGAGCAUCGCAUUAUCCCACUGCACACUUGUGGCUGGUCGACAGACCAAAGAGAGUACGAAAUUGGUGUUGCCAAUCGAGAGAAUGUUCAGCGCUUGCUUUCCUCUAUGGCCUUGUAUCCUUUCACCGAGAGAUUGGGGAUGCCGAUCCAGGACGCGCACCUUCUGAUAGCUCGGGCACGUCUGGAGGCCGAUAAUCCUGCAUUCAAGGUAUGA
Molecule: messenger RNA, 915 nt
Organism: Amorphotheca resinae ATCC 22711
Lineage: Eukaryota; Fungi; Ascomycota; Leotiomycetes; Helotiales; Amorphothecaceae
Exons: 8
Coding region: 1-915 (304 amino acids)
Molecular function (GO): methyltransferase activity
Source: RefSeq, a predicted model, not a curated record